UCAAAAACGCUGACUAUCCCCCUCCGGGGUUCACUGGGGGUUCAGCGUACAGUACUGGCCCGACCGGGCUGCCGGACCCGCCAGAGACAGCUGCUGGGUACGCGGGGAAUAUCAUCGACGCGGGGCAAGGGAGACUUCAACUCUGGGUUCGUGGGCACCUAUGACCCAACAGAGGAGUCUGGGCAGGGUCCCAUGUUUAACAAGGCCAGCUUCGGGGUGCCGCAGUUCUACCCACGCGACCUCAAAAGGCGGGUGGACGACUACGUUGUCGGGCAGGACAGGGCCAAGAAGGCGAUAUGCACCACCAUAUUCAACCACUAUCAGACGGUGAGGCGGCGGCGUCACCAUGAGCAUCAGGAGCGCAACCGGCGAGAAAAGGUCAUGAGGCAGAUGCUAGUCAAAGACCGCGAGCGGCACCAGCGUCGGCGAGAGGCCCGUUCUGUUCAAGGUCAGCAGAAAACCUGCGAAGGUGCCUUUUGGCCUCUCCAACCUGCUGACGUCUUGGGAAAAGAAGAGGAGCUUCCAGGUCCUCAUGAGCCUGCGAAACAGCAACAUGAAGCCAACGAGUUGGCAGAAGACCCGUUUGAAAACAGCCUAUAUACGCCUGAGGACAUGUCCGCCGACGAACCUGUCCAGAUCGAUAAGAGCAAUAUGCUUCUUAUAGGGCCCACGGGCGUAGGCAAGACUUAUAUUCUUGAGACUCUGAGCAAGAAAAUAAACGUACCCUUCUCCAUCUGCGACUGCAACUCAUUCACGCAAGCCGGCUACAUAGGGCAAGACGUCGAAUCAUGCAUCGAGCGGCUACUUAUCGAGUCCAACUACGACAUCAAGGCGACGGAGCACGGCAUCGUGGUGUUAGACGAAUUCGAUAAAAUUGCGCGGAGAGAGACAUCCACGGGACGAGACGUGAGUGGCGAGGGUGUGCAGCAGGCGCUCCUUAAGCUCAUUGAGGGCACCAGGGUGACGAUCAAUGUCAAGGACAAUCGAUCGUCACGGUCGGCACCCCCGAUCACCACAAACCUGAACCCUAGUGGCUCAUCAUCUUCCCCGGCGGGUCCUCCCGGUGGCAAGGUGGACCAGUAUACCAUCAACACCAAGAAUAUCCUCUUUGUGUUCUGUGGGGCCUUUGUAGGCCUGGACAAGGCCAUCGCCCGACGUGUAUCCAAGCCAUCAGUAGGCUUUGGCGGCGCACUAAAGGGCCGUCAGUCGACGGGCAGUCGAGACGUGCUCCCCGAAGAAGUGUAUUCGCAUCUGCCGCAUUUCUCGGGAGCGGAGGCAUCGUCAUUCACACCGCUCGAUCUCGUGACGCCCGAGGACCUCCAGGCCUUUGGCUUCAUCCCCGAACUCAUCGGUCGACUGCACAACAUCUGCACGCUGAGCCCCCUCUCCAAGGACGACCUGUACCGCAUCCUGACGGAGCCGCGCAACAGCCUGUCGGCGCAGUACAUGGCCCUGUUUGAGACGUACCCCUCGCAUCUGCAAUUUACCGAGAAGGCACUGUACGCCAUCGCCGAGCGGGCCGAGUCGGCCGGCACGGGAGCCCGAGGACUGAAGAUGGAGAUUGAACGGGUCCUCGCCGAGGCCAUGUUCGAAGCCCCCAUGCCGUAUGUCCUCAUCACUGAGGCCUGCGUCAAGGGCACAGAGAAGGCAGCGUACUGGGCCAAGGAUGGACGGUUCGAGCUUGAUAGAAGGCUCGAGGAGGAGAUGAUAAACCCGCGGCCUACUACCCAGACGUCCACAACCGACACUCUUGAGAGGUACAGAGAAGAGGGACAGAGCGGAGGUUAA
Geosmithia morbida is the source of this 1788-nucleotide messenger RNA. Its product is annotated as ATP-dependent Clp protease ATP-binding subunit ClpX. Gene Ontology annotation, molecular function: ATP hydrolysis activity; ATP binding. Lineage: Eukaryota; Fungi; Ascomycota; Sordariomycetes; Hypocreales; Bionectriaceae. The transcript is spliced from 2 exons. Gene Ontology annotation, biological process: protein catabolic process; proteolysis. The record is from RefSeq and is a predicted model, not a curated record. Gene Ontology annotation, cellular component: mitochondrial matrix. The annotation marks the transcript as partial.